Messenger RNA from Trametes versicolor FP-101664 SS1, 1553 nucleotides. RefSeq lists its product as uncharacterized. Lineage: Eukaryota; Fungi; Basidiomycota; Agaricomycetes; Polyporales; Polyporaceae. The transcript has 3 exons. The record is from RefSeq and is a predicted model, not a curated record. The coding region runs from base 1 to 1446 and encodes 481 amino acids.
AUGUCUCGCGCCCACCAGCUGCUGCUGAAGAAACUGUGCCACAAAGACGAGACGCUCGAACGCGCGAAGGCGAUCCUGAACACAGCCAGCAUCAAGACCGCCCCCGGGUCCGGGUACGAGCUCGGCCAGGGCUCGGGCGGACUGUCCGCCAUAUGCGCGUACAUCGCCGCGGAGGAGCUCGGGGACACCGACGUGACGGAGCAGAUCGCCCAGGCCGCGUCGUGCCUGAAGCCGAAGCUCUUCAAGACCGCGCUGAACACCGUCAAGGGCGCGCUGUCCGCCGCCGCAAAGGCGAAAGCGACGGCUGCGGCUGCGUCGCCCUCGAAGGCGGCGCGGACGGUCACGUACAACGCGCUGCUUGGGGAGAAGAAGAUCGGGCGGAAGGGCAUGGUGCUGGGGUGGAUGCAGGACGCGGAGCGUGCGCUCAUGGCGAACCGCGAGGCGCGCCGGCGGUUUACGAGCUAUGACGCGGUAACCGUUGCGGUGUUCUGCUGGACGUGCCAGCUUAUGGGGCUGGGCAAGAAGGCCGACCCGGAGACGCUGCUGGGCACCUAUGGGGUUCGUGGGGAUCAGUUCAACGACAUCACGGAGGCGUUGCAUGAGUUCUGCCAGGAGACCGCGAAGAAGAUCGAAGCGGACGUCGCCUCACUAAGAGCUACCAAGUCUCCCUCCAAACCCACCGCCUCGCCUUCGAAAGCUGCCGCGUCACCCACGAAGGCUCCGAAAGAGGCUAUACUUCCUCCAGCGCUGCCUCCCCCUACACCCUCGCGCAAUCCGGAGAAAAUGACUGCAAUCACACGGAGCCCUUCGAAAUCCGCUUUGCGCGCACCAAGCGCUGACCUUUCCCCGCGCAAGACGCCGUCACAUAAGCGCAAGGUCGUGUUCGACGGGCCGAUCGCGGAGGCGGACGAAGAAGAGUUCGACGCGCUCGCCACGCCGUCAAAGCGGCAAAAAUUCUCGUCACCAUUGAAGGAAGAGGCAUCUACUACGACUAGCACUCCACGCAAGUCUUCACGCCUUGCACAAAUAUCUACCGCCGACGAGCUGGACACCGCGCCGUCCUCCGCUCGCAAAACCCUGGAGCUGCUCCGGCAAGCGGGUCGGGGUACGACACCCGGAUCGGCUCCCUCGACACCUCGCAAGCCGCGCAUUGCCUCGCAGCCGUCGUCGGUGCACUCUGCGCGGUCUGGACGGUCGCAGACGAUGACGCCGUCGCGCCGGAAGCUGGGAACGAUACACGAAGACGAGGAGCGCAUGAGUCGGCGCAGGUACCGGCCGGCGUUUGCGGACACGCAGCAGUGGAUGCGGGCGGAUGCAAGGCUGGAGAGGACGCUGAAGCCGUGGGCGGAGCGGUGGCGGGAGCUGGUGGGGAGGUGUGGUGGCGAUGUGUGGGAGGCGGCGAGGACUGCGGGUGAGGAGAGGAGGGCUGCCGCUGUAGUCAACUGAAGACACUUUUCUAUGUGCUGUUCAGGAGGAUCUCUUAUACUGUACUUUAUUCUGGUUAUCUUGCGCCUGUUUUGUAGCAUUAUUUGUGUCGACCGAUCCACAGAACA